Penaeus monodon (black tiger shrimp) is the source of this 1080-nucleotide messenger RNA. Its product is annotated as sialin-like. Gene Ontology annotation, biological process: monoatomic anion transport; transmembrane transport. Bases 1 to 1080 code for a protein of 359 amino acids. The transcript is spliced from 8 exons. The record is from RefSeq and is a predicted model, not a curated record. Gene Ontology annotation, molecular function: transmembrane transporter activity. NCBI's taxonomy places the organism in Eukaryota, Metazoa, Arthropoda, Malacostraca, Decapoda, Penaeidae.
AUGUACCCAAGCGAUUUUCGGGGCGCCACCUUGUGGGGCCCUGUUACCCCUCACGCCCUGCCGCCCGCAUCCACUUGGCUCCUCAUCGGUCUCAGGAUCAAUAGGACUCUCCUACGAACUAUAGAGUCGUUAUCACUAUUCACAAUCAUGAGGUAUGGUAUACCCGCCCUCAACGUGAUGGUGGCGAAGUGGAUUCCACCCCUUGAGCGCCCGAGGUUCAUAUCCUUCACAUAUAUGGCCAACUGCCUAGGCACCAUCGUUGCACUACCGAUGUGUGGUCUGAUCAUCGCCGAGGUGGGCUGGCCGACGGUCUUCUAUGUCAGUGGUUCUAUGUCCUUGGUGUGGGUCGUCUUCUGGAUGACUCUGAUGCAUGACACGCCGAGGAACACCCCAGAUAUCGCCGGAGGAACGAGAGUAUAUUGUCAAUGCUGUGAAAGCAGGACAAGCGCACGCAAUAAGCCCACGAAAACACCUUGGAAGAGCUUUAUGCUGAGCGUGCCGCUGUGGGCCACCAAUCUGGCUCACGUGGGAAGCAUGUUUGGCUUCAAUCUGCUCCUAACGCAGCUUCCUACGUACAUGAGUUCGGUUCUAGGAUUCUCCAUCAGGAGUGUAAGUCUUCGCUCCCACAUCAUGACGGCAAUUGUGCUAGUGACGGUCGGCUACGUGGGAUGCAACGCCGCGCUUGCUGUUGCACUUUUUCCAGUUGCAACCGCUUUCUCGGGUGCUUACUGUUCAGGUCACAUGCCCAACCACCUUGACCUCUCUCCGAACUUUGCAGGGACUAUUCUGGGAGUUGGCAACAGUCUCGCAUUCAUGGUCUCUAUGUGCGUGCCCGUCAUUGUUGGUGCCAUGACACCUGACCAGAGCCUACAACAGUGGCAGUCGGUGUUCUGGGUGACAGCAGCUGUCUACGCCGCCACGUGGUUGAUCUUCGCCACUUUCGCGUCGACUGAAAUCCAACCUUGGAAUUUUGCCGAAGACGAAGAGAAAACCGAUAUGGAGUCGCAGAAAUUCUUGGAAGCCGAGAAAAAAGUCGAGAUCGUGAGAAAUGGAAAUGCCGAUACGAAGGAAGUCUCUUGA